Molecule: messenger RNA, 1193 nt
Organism: Elaeis guineensis (African oil palm)
Lineage: Eukaryota; Viridiplantae; Streptophyta; Magnoliopsida; Arecales; Arecaceae
Product: cell number regulator 6
Source: RefSeq, a predicted model, not a curated record
GUACAUCAGCAGAAACGUCAACGGAGGAAUAAAUACCCCCGGAGGGGAAAAAACCCAAAAAAGGAACCGGACACGAAUCUAUCUCUAUUCGCAUCCAAGCUUUUGCUCCGGAUCUGAAAGCUAAUCGGAAGAUUUCGACAUCUGCGAUCCUCUGCAUCAUCUAGAUCCGGAUGAGAUAAUUCUUUUGGAUUGAGGAAAACCGAAACUUCUGAGAUCUUCGGGCGAUUUGGAAGAGCCAUCAAAAAGGCAUCUUUUGAUAGGAUUUGGAACGAUGGCGGACGGUACGACGAGGCAGUACGUGAAGCUGAUUAAGGAUCAAGAGGCGCCCAUGGAGGAGAUUCAACCCGGAGAGCUUAAUCAACCCAUCCGGGUCCCCCAGUUGGAGGUUCGUCGAUGCACGGAGUGUGGACAAGCGCUUCCGGAAAGCUACGAGCCCCCGGCUGAUGAAGCUUGGACGACUGGAAUUUUUGGGUGUUUUGAAGAUAUGGAAAGCUGCUGGACUGGCUUGUUCUGUCCUUGUGUGUUGUUUGGUCAUAAUGUCGAGAAGAUUCAAGAAGAAAUCCCAUGGAAAAAUGCAUGUAUAUGUCAUGCAAUCUGUGUUGAAGGUGGCAUUGCUCUGGCAGCUGCUACAGCAGUGUUUCAUGGCAUUGACCCAGAGACAUCAUUUUUGAUUGGAGAAGGAUUAUUAUUUGCUUGGUGGAUGUGUGGUAUCUACACUGGCCUUUUUCGCCAAUCACUGCAGAAGAAAUACCAUCUCAAGAACUCUCCUUGUGACCCAUGCAUGGUGCAUUGCUGCAUGCAUUGGUGUGCCAACUGCCAAGAGCACCGAGAAAUGAAAGGUCGCCUCUCUGAUAAUACUACGAUGCAAAUGACCAUCAUUAACCCACCCGAAGUGCAGGAAAUGAAUGCAAAUGAGAAUAAGGAGACAGCAAGCUCUGAGAAUGGUGUUCAGAACCAGCAUGCCAGCUUGGAGAUCCAGGCUGUAGAGUAAAUAUAGAGUCCUGUCAAUGGUAAUACAUGGAUCCUAGAAAUCGACCCAUUCUUCUCUUCUUUGUUGUUGGUUUUGGAGUCAUUGCAUUUUUACUGUAGAUUCAUGCAAAAAUCUGCAAGACUUCUUUUUUGAUACUCUUUUUGUCAAUUGAAGGUCAGAUAGUUAAUAAAAUUGCAUGCUGAUAGAUGAGAUUUAUAUUUUA